AAUAACCAAACACCACCCACGGGUUUCUUUCAUAAUGGUCUCUUUCAGUUAAACCAGAAACCACAGCAACAAAGAAGGCAAAGGUUAUGCCAAUAAAGAGAGGUCAGAGAGAGAGAGAGAGAGAGAGAGAGAGAGAGAGAGAGCGUUUAGAUAGAUAGGUAGAAAGAGAGAAAGAAAGGGUCAUGCGUCUUUUCUGAUAUAACAACAACAUGAACCCUCAUCUAGCUUUAAACCUACCACCACCUCAUCCCCAUUUGGUUUCAUCAUCCUCAUCGUCAGUUCUGGACUCUUUCUCUUAUUAAUAGUUCCUGAACAAUUAUGUGACCAAAUCACGGAGGCGUUUUAGUUUUGGGUUCCACAUAUAUUCUCAACAUGGCAGUUCAAGCUCAGACCAUGUAUUUCUCAGAAAAUUUAGGCAUGAGUGGCUUUCCACAGCAACAGGAUUGGGCUCUGAUCAGCCCUCCUCCACUUUCCGAUUCCGGGUUUGAUCAUGACUUCUUUUCCGGCAUCAUUCCAAACCCUCAACCUUAUCAGCAGCAACAAGCUCCUCAGUUUCAUCAAAAUCUAGAAGCUAACCGGUUAGGAGUUUCUUCUGUUUCUCCUAAUUCCACUUGCAAUAGCUUCCUUCCCACAACGUCAUUAUUUCCCGAUACUCUGACCGCUCAGCUCGACUUGCAAAGGCGGGAGAUAGAUUGCAUUCUUCAGUUGCAGAAUGAGAAGCUGAGAUUUGCUUUGCAAGAGCAGAGGAAGCGACAGCUGGCGGCUCUGUUGAGCAACUUCGAGUCGAGGACGUCGAGUUUGAUGAGGCAAAAAGAGGAGCACUUAUCACAAGCGAGAAAGAGAGCAAUGGAGCUUCAAGAUUGCUUGAGAAAAGCGGAGAUGGAGACCGAGACGUGGCAGAGAUUGGCCAAAGCAAACGAGACGACGGUGAUGGACCUCAACAACGCGCUCGAACAGGUCAAAGAGAGAAUGGUCCUGUGCAGCAACGAAGCCGAUGAUGCAGAGUCCUUCUGUGGCUCGUGUGAGAAGCAGCAGCAACAAGUGCUUUCAGAAAUAGUAGCUCACAAAAAGCUGGGUUUGGAUUGUAAAAGCUGUAAUGCUAGAAGGUCGUGCGUGCUUUUUCUUCCUUGCAGACACCUCUGUUCGUGCAAGUUUUGUGAAGCUUUUCUUGAUUGCUGCCCCGUGUGUAAAUCCACCAAGGAGGCAAGCAUGGAGGUCUUUUUGGUCUAACACCAAAGAGCUUGCCUUCCCUUUUCUUUAUUUAAUUGUUGAGGAAGUACACACUGUUGAUACCAGUACUUUCCCGGUCCGUCAUUGUAGUCGGAAAUUUUUUGUACUGAAAAUUCAUCAUGAUGUGGUAAAAAAGAAGAAUCUUAUUAACCCUUUUUCCUGUUAGGUAAAUUAUU
Messenger RNA from Rosa rugosa (rugosa rose), 1406 nucleotides. Its product is annotated as probable BOI-related E3 ubiquitin-protein ligase 2. Bases 373 to 1230 code for a protein of 285 amino acids. The record is from RefSeq and is a predicted model, not a curated record. Gene Ontology annotation, molecular function: ubiquitin-protein transferase activity. Lineage: Eukaryota; Viridiplantae; Streptophyta; Magnoliopsida; Rosales; Rosaceae. The transcript has 2 exons.